Lytechinus pictus (painted urchin) is the source of this 1102-nucleotide messenger RNA. Its product is annotated as corticotropin-releasing factor-binding protein-like. The coding region runs from base 15 to 845 and encodes 276 amino acids. NCBI's taxonomy places the organism in Eukaryota, Metazoa, Echinodermata, Echinoidea, Temnopleuroida, Toxopneustidae. Gene Ontology annotation, biological process: hormone-mediated signaling pathway; negative regulation of corticotropin secretion; negative regulation of corticotropin-releasing hormone receptor activity. The record is from RefSeq and is a predicted model, not a curated record. The transcript has 6 exons. Gene Ontology annotation, molecular function: corticotropin-releasing hormone binding.
UUUGUCGUGUUGAUAUGAUCGGGUUACGAGGAGAGUACUAUUUCAAUUCCAACCCAUCCGAUGCCGCUGAAGUCUGUGCCACCUACCUCUUGGGUGAAUCUAAUGAUCUCGUCGAAAUUGAGUUCACUGAAUUCAACGUAGAUUGUGAUGAUCCAGCCAAUAUAGUGCAGUUUUUUGACGGUUGGACCAUGGGAGUUGGGCAAUUUCCAGGCGAAGAUGAUCACCCACUUCCGAUCACAGAAAGAGUUGUAAACGUAUGUGAUCAUAGGCAGAGAGUAUACAGAUCCCAUCAGAAUGGAGCAAUGAUCACAUUUAGACUCGGUCAACCAAACUCCAGUUUCAGAAUCGCAUUUAGGCUCAUUUAUAACCCAGAACCUUGUAACGUGAUAGCCCCUGAGCCAGUUGGUGCACAUACCAUGCGUAACUUCGGAUACGAGAGAAACUGUUCUUUCUCUAUCAUCUAUCCGACGGAUAUCACCAUCAUGGAGAUGUCUGUUGGUGGCCAGGAGAAUGAUGCCACCAGGUUGAGGUGCUACGAUGGCCUGGACUAUGUUGAAUUAAUGGAAGGGAACUCGCUGAAUAUGGAUACUAUGCGGAGUGAGACUAGUCUGUGUGGUCAGGUAGGAAACAUAAGACAACGUGGUGAUGGUAACCCAUUGAAUCCUAUCAACCAGAUCGUACCUGGAUCUCCAUCGUGUGACGCAAGAUCUGUCAAAAUGCCUUUGAUGUGUCAUAAUUCGGUUGUUCGUCUUGUGUCAAGCAAUCAAUACGAGAACCAUGUCAGCUUUCGUUUCGAUCAGUUGUCUAUCACCAGGAGCGCAUGCCCACCAGAAGAUGGAGUUUAAAAACAUCGUUGUUGGUUUUGUUUUUGGCAAAUCCACAAUCAACCAUCAAAUCAUAAAGUCGUGCCGAAAUCUUUUGAUGCACAGAUGUGAUGAUAUUUACCUCAAGUUCAAGGCAAGCUCACCGAAAAUGGUGUUAUUUAUUUGAAAUACCCUUUUAUAUCACAUAGUAAACAAGAAUAUGCUACAGAUACAUUUUUCUCUUUCCAGAUCAAGUGCUAACAAUUUUAGGAAGAGUUGCUCGAUAUAUAAUUAUACUC